AUGACGUCCGCCGGCGGGCCUAGUGACAAGAGACCACCAGAGUCGUCUAGUGCGGAGAAAAAUGACACCUUGAAAUAUCAGCUCCUCGGACCCUCUUUAACCAAAGCUGGACAAGAUAAGGUCGAUCAGCAAAAGGUUUCUGAAAUCAUUUAUAAUGCCUCGAAAGGCUCCAAGUUCUUCAACCAUGAACAAGAUCGCGAUCGAAAUCUCACGGUCAAAAUCGAGCGCAUUCGGAAGGAAAAAGCACGCCUGAGAGAAACUCGACCUGACCGCGAUCUCUCUCAGUAUGUCAUCCAUGUGGACUGUGACGCUUUCUUCGCGGCCGUCGAAGAAUUGGACCGGCCAGAGCUCAAGACCGUUCCUAUGGCAGUGGGGAAAGGCGUCCUGACCACCUGCAAUUACGUGGCAAGGCAAUUUGGGGUGCGCAGUGGAAUGGCCUCUUUUGUCGCCAAAAAGCUAUGUCCUCAGCUAGUCCUCGUAUCUCAAAACUACGAGAAGUACUCCGCCAAGGCUCAAGAGAUCCGCGAGAUCUUGGCUCAAUAUGACCCGCUAUUUGAGAGUGCUAGUGUUGAUGAGGCCUAUUUGAACAUAACUGCGUAUUGCUCAGCAAACAACAUGGACCCUGAAGAAACCGUGCAGAAAAUGCGUGCCCAGAUCCUAGAGAGAACCAAAAUCUCCGUAUCCGCCGGCAUUGCGCCCAAUGCAAAAAUAGCCAAGAUAUCGUCAAAUAUCAACAAACCAAAUGGACAAUUCCGGGUACCAAAUGAGCGAAAAGCGGUCAUGGAAUUCAUGAAAGAUCUCCCCGUUCGAAAGGUCAAUGGAGUUGGCCGAGUGUUUGAACGAGAGCUGGAUUCCAUCGGUAUCAAAACAUGCGGGGACGUAUACCCCCAGCGUGCCCUUCUCUCGAAGUUAUUUGGUGAAAAGGCUUUUCAGUUCCUAGCCCAGUGCUACCUUGGGCUAGGCCGAACAAAGAUCGAACCAGUGGAGACUCAUGAGCGCAAGAGCGUAAGUACGGAAAGUACAUUCCACGAGAUUGGCGAUAAAGAAGAACUUCGUGACAAACUACGAUGGGCAGCCCAGGAAAUGGAAAAAGACUUGUUGCGAACGCAAUUCAAGGGCCGGACCCUCACGCUGAAGGUGAAACUACACACGUUUGAGGUUCUUACGCGCCAAACAGCCCCUCCACGGGCGGUCUCUUCGGCAAAGGACUUGUACGACUUCGCUGUGCCAAUGUUGGCCAAGCUUGAGAAAGAUAUCCCAGGAAUGAAACUGCGCCUUCUUGGCUUGCGGUGCUCAAAUCUAGUGAGCACUAAAAAGAUCAGUGUCAACUUUUUCGGCCCAGCCUCGGCGCAUCAAAGACCGAGAACAGUGGAGCCACCUCCACAUCAAGAUCAUGAAAUCGGCGCGGAAGAAGCCUUUGAGGCCGCAGCCCGGCAGGAAGUGCAGGAUGAAAUGAAUGACCUAGAGCAGCUUAGCCAGGAAACCGGCCUCCCGGGGCAAGGAGCAGAGGAUAUUGCCGAUGACCGGACUUUCAAUGACCAUGUGGACUUCUGCCUCUCGCGGCAAACCAUCCGCGAAGUGGUCCAGGACACAUCUGAAACCGCACUAUCGAAUCUCAUGGCGUCCAAUCCCCCCAACCCUCCCAACCUCAUCCGCAAGAGGAAGAACCCUUCCCAGCCCGUCAGUUCCGAGCCCGAUCCUCGGCAAAAGAGACUAUUCUUCCAAUGA
Messenger RNA from Penicillium chermesinum, 1728 nucleotides. RefSeq names its product Y-family DNA polymerase. Gene Ontology annotation, molecular function: DNA-directed DNA polymerase activity; damaged DNA binding. Bases 1 to 1728 code for a protein of 575 amino acids. Gene Ontology annotation, biological process: error-prone translesion synthesis. Gene Ontology annotation, cellular component: nucleus. The transcript has 4 exons. Lineage: Eukaryota; Fungi; Ascomycota; Eurotiomycetes; Eurotiales; Aspergillaceae. The record is from RefSeq and is a predicted model, not a curated record.